AUGUACGGCGGAAUGCGGUGCAUGCGGAGCGCUAGCAAGCCUGCCGGAGUUGGUCGGGGCGCUGACCGGGCUGGCGAGCCUGGGCCUGAGCGGGUGCGAGGCGCUGCAGGGCCUGCCGUGGUCGCUCGGGCGGCUGACGGGGCUCACAAGCCUGGACCUGAGCAGGUGCGGAGCGCUGCAGAGCCUGCCGGAGUCGGUCGGGCGGCUGACGGGGCCCACGAGCCUCGACCUGGGCGAGUGCGCAGCGCUGUGGAGCCUGCCGGAGUCGGUUGGGCGGCUCGCGGGGCUGACGAGCCUGGAUCUGAGCGGGUGUGGGGCGCUCCAGGGAGCGAGUCAACAUUGGUGGGCCGCAGCAAAAGGCGACGAAGGGGGCAGUGCAACCUGGGCUACUGCUACGAAAAGGGCAGGGGCGUGGAGAAGGACGAGGCGCACGCCGCCGAGCUGUACACGAAGGCCGCCGACCAGGGCCACGCGAGGGGGGAGUGCAACCUGGGCGUGUGCUACGAGAACGGCACGGGCGCCGCCGAUGAGGGUGACGCGAGGGGGCAGUGCUACCUCGGCCUGUGCUAUUGGUUCGGCAAGGGCGUGGAGAAGGACGAGGCGCGCGCCGCCGAGCUGUUCGCGAAGGCCGCCGAGCAGGGCAACGCGACGGCGCAGCGCUACCUGGGCAUGUGCUACCAAACCGGCACAGGCGUGGAGAGGGACGAGGCGCGCGCCGCGGAGCUGUACGCGAAGGCCGCCGAGCAAGGCAACGCGUGGGCGCAAUACAAAUUGGGCGAAUGCUAUGCUGACGGCAGGGGGGUCGAGAAGGACGGGGCGAUAGCGGUCAAGUGGAUGCGAACGGCUGCUGAGCAAGGGGACCCCGGCAUUAAGGCCAAUUUGGCGGAGUACUUGAUGGAGGGUCUAGGAGGUGCACCGAACUGGGUCGAGGCGUUGCGAUUAUUCGAAUCUUCGUUGAGUUUCAACGCACCCUCAAAACUCACGUCAGCUUGGAUGCUCUGGGUCGGCCAAAAUGGCGUUAAACAGGAUAGGCUGAAGGCAAGGACAAUGUGCGAGGAAGUCUCCACGACGGAGGAUCUGGAAGACCAACUCAGGGGUUGGAAACCAGUCGGCUGGACUUGGCCAGCUGCAUUGAAGUGGUUCCAAAGCGAAGCUUGGCGCGCUGACGAUCUGUCCGGCGAGGCCGUCGAGUCGGGCGGAGGAGAGGGGGGACUGCGUCAAGAAGAAACGGAAACGGAGGAGAAUCCCCCCACCCUAGACCUGCGCCCCUUGGAGAGGGCGCUCUGGCCGAAACAUCUGGACAUGCCGAGAUUGCGGGAGAGUCACACGAAAACCCCGCUGCGGUGGUCUCCUCCUCGGAAGAUCCACAUCUCCGACUACGUUCGCGAAAUGAAGGGGAACAUCACCUGCGCUGCCUGUUCCGGGGGCUUGAUCGCCAAAAGAGGUGCUCUCAAGGUCCACCACUACGCUCAUCAGGUGGCAUGCACCGCCUACGCCACGUCCACCGAGCCCAUGACGUCUUGGCACGCCGCAUGGCAGGAGAUCUGCCUACCGCAGCACGUCGAAGUACCCGUGGAGGCGACCAUCGCAGGACGGGCCGUCCGAUGCAUCGCGGACAUCCGUUGUUCGAACGGCACGGUCGUCGAGGUCCAGCACAGCGCCAUCUCGUCGACCGAGAUGCUCAAGAGAGAGACCGUGCACGACGACAUGAUCUGGGUAGUCGACUGCAGAACACCUCGGUCGUGCAAGAGCGAGGAGUGCCGAGACGAGGCGUGCGACGGCCGGCACAUACCGGUGGUGGAGCGAGUCGCGGGCGAUCUGACCAACAGGCCUCCAGCUCCUGCCACGUCAGAGUUCGCCAUCUUCUCCAUCGAGGUCAGGGGCCUGAGCUUCCCGUUCGCAUCGAAUCGCACCGUGGUCUUCGACACCGCACAAGGCCUCUUCUCGCUGCGACGCCGUCUCGGCCGCAGGGCGUUCCUAGGUGCCAAGGUGGACUCCCGUCGGUUCUUCGAGACGUACCUCAGUGCCAUCAGCGCCUCGAGUACGGACGAACUGGUGGCACGAUACGCGGCGACGUGCGUGGCGUCUGAUCCUACUGGGGUCGAGAAGACUCAGUUCAAGAGAUGGGGCUUUGUCUGGCAACCCGGCAAGUGCUCAUGGCGGCCUGUAAGCACGCCCGUCGAGCGGGCACCGGAACCUCCACCGGAGGAAGAGUGCUUCAGAGCAGCACUGUCUCCUUCGGAACCGUCGCGGAACCUUGACGACGCGGAGAGAGGCCCGAGGCUCCACACCGAGCCUAAAAGCCCGAUCACCUUCACCAAAGAAGACAAUCCUUCGAGCGUAAACCCUCUACCGGCUGGCGCAUCGGAAGAUACGUACUGGUCAUGGGCGGCCACGGAAGCGAAAAAGGGGACCACAUGGACGUCGAUCUUUUUCGGCCACCACGAGUCUGCCCCUCCGUGUCCAAUCUCAGCUCCUUGGGAAUCGGAGACCAUGAAAAAGAUUUCCAAGGAGGUUUUAGGGGCACAAGCUAUCAACCAGACCGCCCCGCGGACAGCGCAGCCUCAAGUCGACCGUGCGGAGUGGUGGAAGGGAGCAAGACCCGAAGAUAUGGAGAGUGCAAAAAGGAAGCGAACCGGCAACAAGGGGGCGUUACCCAGUAAGCGGUCGGCUAUAGCCACCAUACAAGACAAGGUGGCCUUCCUCAACCAGGAGAAACCGUACAUACAGCGUGCAAGAGAUCUGAGGCGGGCCAAGAAGUAG
Messenger RNA from Klebsormidium nitens, 2763 nucleotides. Lineage: Eukaryota; Viridiplantae; Streptophyta; Klebsormidiophyceae; Klebsormidiales; Klebsormidiaceae. The record is from the annotation of a GenBank genome assembly.